Pichia membranifaciens NRRL Y-2026 is the source of this 207-nucleotide messenger RNA. RefSeq lists its product as hypothetical. The transcript has a single exon. NCBI's taxonomy places the organism in Eukaryota, Fungi, Ascomycota, Pichiomycetes, Pichiales, Pichiaceae. The record is from RefSeq and is a predicted model, not a curated record. The coding region runs from base 1 to 207 and encodes 68 amino acids.
AUGAAGCAGGCAUUACUAGAUCUAGCAGUCACACAAGGUAUCUGGCGAUUCACACAACACUCCAGUGAGAGUCCUUCAAACGCUCCCGCUCGCAAGUCGGACUCAGCUUUAUGCGCUAACGUCAUGCAGCAUAAUCCCAAAGACCUGCAAGCAGAGAUCGCAAAAUGUGAGCACAGGGUUUUUCCACGUAUCUGUAGUAUCAACUGA